GCGGGGGUUGUUCAGUUGGACGGCCUCACUGUUGAUGUUGGGCGGCUUUUGAUUUCUCAUUCAAUAAUAUAAACAUAUACGUUCUUCUACUACACUUCUCUGACUGAUUGCGAGAGUGAUCGUCUGUAUCCCUUCGCAUUGAUAUUACAGUGGUGCCACUUCCAACUUCAUAAUAACCACUGCCAACCACAGCAUCCUAUCAUCAUGGCAUCUGAUAGUGUGCUCACCAUCGACGGCAGCAAGUUCGGACCUGCCGUCAUAUCUGAGGAAUCCAAUGCCUUCAACAAGUAUCUGAUGGACAUCAUGGCCGGCGGGCCAAAGUGGUACGAAGUUGGAGCGCAACGGUACCGUGAAAUGCGUGCCGCCGGCGAGACUCCGCUGCCCAAAGCCGUAUAUCUGGACUCUGCCGAGUCGUUCGACAUUCCCUCCAGGGACGCCGACCGAACGAUCCCUUGUCGGAUCCUGAAGCCUCAGAACGGCAAGUCCGCCAAAGCGAUCUUCAUGCACAUUCACGGCGGCGGUUGGGUCUUACAGGACGAGAAAUCCCAGGAUCCGCCGCUGCAGGCCAUUGCGCAAGACACGGAGACCAUGGUCAUUUCGGUCGGUUACCGCUUGGGCCCGGAGCAUCCUUUCCCUGCUGGUCCCAAUGACUGCUAUGACGUGGCGGAGUGGCUUGUCGACAAUGCCGAAGCAAAGUUCGGCCUUCCCAUGGCCUUCGUUGGGGGUGAAUCUGCUGGUGCCCACCUCAGUUUGCUGGUCGCUCUGUAUCUGCUACAACAUCACGACCGGAAGUACGCCGAUUUUCGAUUCAAGGGCCUUCUGCUGCACUUCGGGUGUUUUUCAUUGAUCUGGACGCCCAGUGUCUACAACUUCAAGAAGCCCGAGGUGUUGGUCCUGGACCGUGACUUGAUGGACCAUUUCAUCGACGCUUUCUGUCCCGGCAUGUCUGAUGAAGAAAAAAGGCAUCCUUCAUUGAGUCCACUCUAUGCGGAUCUGGAGCCUUUGCGGGGCAAGCUGCCGCCGGCGCUUUUCACUUGCGGCACCGAGGAUUGUUUGCUCGAUGAUACCAUGUUUAUGAGCACGAAAUGGUUGAUGGCCGGCGGUCAGGCCAUAGUUAAAAUCAUUCCUGGAGCUCCACACGGCUUCAUUUUCUUCCCACGCAACGUGAAAGGCAGUGGUUCCGAUGAGGGAAUGAACGCUGUUGAGGACUUUAUCCGAUCAAAGCUGAGUAGCUGAGUUUUGAAUACAAGGUAUUUAGAUGGAGGUCCAAUGGGCAUUGCAGGCUGUUUGUUAUGAUGAAUACAAUCUUUAGUAGGGAACAGAGUUUCAUGAUUCGGA
Molecule: messenger RNA, 1338 nt
Organism: Exophiala dermatitidis NIH/UT8656
Lineage: Eukaryota; Fungi; Ascomycota; Eurotiomycetes; Chaetothyriales; Herpotrichiellaceae
Exons: 2
Coding region: 205-1236 (343 amino acids)
Biological process (GO): triglyceride catabolic process
Cellular component (GO): cytosol
Molecular function (GO): triacylglycerol lipase activity; sterol ester esterase activity
Source: RefSeq, a predicted model, not a curated record